AUGUCUGGUGAGCCUAAAAAAAUGAGUCGUCAACAAAGGCGGCAAAUGGCCAAAGACGCUCGCGAGCAGCAAAGAUUAGAUAGUAUACGUGCUGAUGUUGAACGUGAAAUGGCUGAGGCACCUCAAGUAAAUCAAAGUGCUGUUGAAGAGGCUGGGUUGAAGCAGCUAUGUGACGAGCUUCAAGUUCAAGUGCAUGAAAUCACACCGGAUGGGCACUGCCUAUUUAAUGCUGUGGCAGACCAGAUGAAUGUAAGAUACCCUGCACAAGAGCCCUACACUUACGAAAACAUGCGGCGAGCUGCUGCUAGUUUUAUGCGACAACAUGCUGAAGAGUUCAUGCCGUUCAUCUCAGAUCUCGAUGAAUCCUCUGCUGGCAUGGAUGAGUCUUCUCAAAAGAAAGACCCCAAAGCCAGGUUUAUGGAGUAUUGUGAUGCUAUGGAAAACUCGUCUGCCUGGGGCGGUCAACCCGAACUUUUAGCACUGUCCAAGGUGCUCUAUACUCCUAUUUAUGUUAUUCAAGCCGGGUUACCUAUUAUAAAGAUAGGUGAGGAAGAGUUUAAGGACCGUUCACCGCUUUGCAUCGCGUAUCAUGUCAAGAUGUAUGGAUUGGGCGAGCAUUACAACUCUCUGCGUCCGAAAGUCUAG
This is a messenger RNA of Malassezia globosa CBS 7966, 645 nucleotides long. RefSeq lists its product as uncharacterized. Gene Ontology annotation, biological process: protein deubiquitination. The transcript is spliced from 2 exons. The record is from RefSeq and is a predicted model, not a curated record. Gene Ontology annotation, molecular function: cysteine-type deubiquitinase activity. The coding region runs from base 1 to 645 and encodes 214 amino acids. NCBI's taxonomy places the organism in Eukaryota, Fungi, Basidiomycota, Malasseziomycetes, Malasseziales, Malasseziaceae.